CACGCUACACGAGCACCCCCCGCUUUCGUAACACAAAGCAGCGACAAUGGCGUCCAAGGACGGUUCCACCUUCUUCUUCACCUCCGAGUCCGUCAACGAGGGUCACCCCGACAAGCUCGCGGACCAGAUCUCCGAUGGCGUCCUCGACGCGUGCCUCGCGCAGGACCCCGACUCCAAGGUGGCUUGCGAGACGGCGACGAAAACCGGCAUGGUGAUGGUCUUCGGCGAGAUCACGACCAAGGCCAAGGUUGACUACGAAGCCGUCGUCCGCAAGGUGUGCAACGACGUCGGGUUCACGUCCGAGGCUGUCGGCCUCGACGGCAACAACUGCCGCGUCCUCGUCGAGCUCCACGACCAGUCCCCGGAGAUCGGCCAAGGCGUCCACGGGAUGGGCACGAAGAAGCUCGAAGAGAUCGGCGCCGGCGACCAGGGCAUCAUGUUCGGCUACGCCACCGACGAGUCCGAGGCGUACGAAGAGUACAAGGGCAAGUUCAUGCCGAUGACGCUCAUGCUCGCGAACGCGAUCGGGUACAGGCUCACGGAGGUGCGCAAGAACGGCACCUGCCCGUGGGUCCGCCCCGACGGCAAGACGCAAGUCACGAUCGAGUACAAGAACGAAGGCGGCGCCAUGCGUCCGCAACGCGUCCACACCGUGCUCAUCUCCACGCAGCACGACGAGACCGUCACCAACGAGCAGAUCAGCAAGGAUCUCAUGGAGGAGGUGAUCAAGAAGGUCAUCCCCGCGUCGUUGCUCGACGCGAACACCAUCUUCCACCUGAACCCGUCUGGCCGGUUCACCAUCGGCGGCCCCGACGGCGACGCCGGCCUCACCGGCCGUAAGAUCAUCAUCGACACCUACGGCGGCUGGGGCGCGCACGGCGGCGGCGCCUUCUCCGGGAAGGACCCCACGAAGGUUGACCGCUCCGCGGCGUACAUCUCCAGGCAGGCGGCCAAGUCCGUCGUCGCGGCCGGGCUCGCGAAGCGUUGCAUCGUGCAGCUGUCGUACGCCAUCGGCGUCCCGGAUCCGCUCUCCGUGUUCGUCGACACGUACGGCACGGGGACCAUCCCGGACGACGAGAUCCUCGCCAAGGUGAAGGCUGCGAUCGACUUCCGCCCCGGUCCGGUCGGGCGCGACCUCGACCUCAAGCGUUCGGCGUCCAAGACGUCCGGGGCGAACAACCGGUACCAGCAGACGGCGGCGUACGGGCACUUCGGCCGCACGGAUUUCGACGUCUUCACCUGGGAGAAGCCGAUCGCGCUGUAAAUUGCAUCGCGGCGGCGGCGGUGAAGGACGCGCGCGGCGGCGGCGGCGACGAGCGCGCGGUGGUGACGGUUUUUGUCGAAGAAGGCGUGAUGGAUGAACGAACGAUGAAGAAGAAGGCGUGGUGGAGAUGGAAGGAAAUGAACGGAAGAUGAAAUGGAAGAAGAAGACGAAUCGGGCGGCGACGAUUCUUUUUUCGACCGAACGAUGACUGACGAGUCGGAACGGCGGCGACGCGGUUUGCGAGGCGGCCGACGCCUCCGCAUGCAUCGGGCGGAUGAUUAUUACGGUACUGCUACUAGGUACGUCUCACGCGGAUUGAGAUUGAUUUAGGAACGUUGCGCCCGGUCGCGGGACGCGACCGGGCGCGAAGCGGGCGGCGUCCCCCCAAAGGGGUCCCGCCGCGGGCGGUCGCGAGC
This is a messenger RNA of Micromonas pusilla CCMP1545, 1680 nucleotides long. RefSeq lists its product as uncharacterized. The record is from RefSeq and is a predicted model, not a curated record. The coding region runs from base 47 to 1264 and encodes 405 amino acids. Gene Ontology annotation, molecular function: methionine adenosyltransferase activity; ATP binding. Gene Ontology annotation, biological process: S-adenosylmethionine biosynthetic process. Gene Ontology annotation, cellular component: cytosol. The transcript is spliced from 3 exons. NCBI's taxonomy places the organism in Eukaryota, Viridiplantae, Chlorophyta, Mamiellophyceae, Mamiellales, Mamiellaceae.